AUUUCACAAAAUUUACAAGACGUAGAAGCGAAAUCAAAACAAUGUCGCUAUCGGAGCUGUCAGUUCUGUCUGCUGAAACUGCAAUCAGUUUUCACGAAAUGGAUUUGGAAAUUUUGAAGGAGAGUCAGAAGGCGUUGAGGGAAGAAGCUGGAGGAAAAGAAGAGGUGGAGGAAACAGUGGAGAAUCCGAAUCCAAUUGUGUUCAUUGCCGUUGAUGAUCAGAAUCUACCAAAUGGAGAGGAAGAGGACUCAUUCAUCUUCGAAAAACUUCAGUUUCGAGUCAAGCAAGUUAUGGAAAACGGUACUCGUCGUGUAUAUCUUUCUGUGCAAGCAACAACUCCUGCUGAAUGGCAACUUCUUGUUCAACUCAGAAUCAAAACUGGAUGUCAGUCGAAUAUUUUGAAUGUUGUUGAUAAGGAUGUUUAUAAAUUUGAUUCAUUUUCAUAUCCUCUGAACGUGGAAAUUCAGAAUAGUGACGUCAAAUUUUUGAAAUUUGAAAUGAGAGUGUUGAAUUUGAUGUACCUGGAUCUCCCAACUUUUGAGGAAGGUGAUGAAGUGAUUGAAUUCGACGAUGGAUCUCGUAUUCGUGUUCAUUCAAACAUCCUCUCCCUAUUGUCGGAUUAUUUGGGAAAAUCGGAAAAAGAGUACGCAUCUCGUACGGAUUGCCCAGCUAUCAAAGCAACUUGCUCUGAAAAGGAAGCAUUCCUCGAACUUCUUUACCAAGCAUAUCCUACUCGCCGUCCAAUUUUCGCAUCAUUCCGUCGUUUGACAGCUGGAGCCGUUGGUUACAAGUGUGACAAUUUGAUUUAUCAGUUGUCGAAACAUCUCAUUGACUACAAUUACAGACCGAUGACAUUCUUGCAACGCUUUCAAGCAGCGAUUGAGAAUAGAUUGGAGCCUGCUAUCAGUGAACUUGCAUUCCGUGCAGCUUUGGACGGAACAUGGAACCAGAUGAUUCAAUCAGGAUUUGAACCUGAGAACUUCUGUGGUCGUCAAGUUUACACGAAAAUUGUGUGCCCCGCUAUCUUGCUGGCAAGAAAUGCAAAGCCCGAUGCGACAACUUUGAAGAAGCCCGAGAACAAUUUGAAAUUUAUUGAAUUGGAGGAGGGUGACACUACCAAGUCUGCAAUUCUAUUCCGUGGAACCAUCUUCUACAUCAACAGUGGGAUACUUGCCGCUCAUGGAAAGGAAAUGCUUUGUAUUGGUCAAAAUGGAGAAUACAUUGCUCGUUACACUGCAGAAUUUCAUCGCGAAUGUGCUCGUGGAGACUUGAUCCCUGGCGAAGUUCUUGUUCAACUUCUCACCUACAUGCAUCCAAUGGGAGAAGUUCCUCAUCCGGAUAUGAUUCGUGCUUGCAUUGUUUUUGCUUUCGAUCAUGGAUGGAAUAUUGUCAAGGAAAACUUGGAAAAUGAAUUUGAGCCACCAAUUACACCAGAUGAGUACAUGUCGCAAUUGAUGUUUGGAGACAAGUUUGAUCUCAAAAACUUGCUCCGUGUCAAUAUUCAAAGAGCCGAGUCAAGUUGUCGUGAACUUGCCGAGGUUUUGGAGAGACAUGGAAAACUGAAAAUCUUGAAGGAUCGUACUCAUGAAGGAAUCAUGGACAGAAUGUGCAGUGGAUGGGGACUGAAUCCAAUGGUCAAUCGGCUUUCUACUAGAUUUCCUACAACUUUCCACCACCGUACUGUCAAUUUGCAACGUGGUAAAGCAGUGGUUGUUGGAGAAGGUCGAGCUGUUGACACGUUGAACUCUCUGGCAUCGGAUCACGCAUUUGGAGAACCAACGGAGCUUAUUGUCGUCGACUAGUAUUUUUCGUAACUUCCUGUAUGAUUUUUAAUGUUUUUUAUUUUCUCUAUUUGCUCCGGACUUGUGAUUUGUAAUGCUAUGCUUCUCCAACCAUUCUCUAUAAAGCAUUUCUUCGAUCAU
Molecule: messenger RNA, 1922 nt
Organism: Caenorhabditis elegans
Lineage: Eukaryota; Metazoa; Nematoda; Chromadorea; Rhabditida; Rhabditidae
Gene: C18E9.8
Product: DUF7754 domain-containing protein
Exons: 6
Coding region: 42-1802 (586 amino acids)
Source: RefSeq, marked reviewed